AAGCGCCAGCGCGAACGGUGUCGUUAUCGCUACUCCGCUGGUCUUACUUUUCCUUACCUUUUCUACUUCUGAAAAUCUGACACUUUUACCAUCAAUUAAGUUUCGGCGAGUUAUCCUCGCCAAUGGAAACUAUUGAGAAGUGACUUAUAGACAGUUUUGAAUACAUAUGGAAGAAAUGGAGAGGAUACCAAAGCCUCGGCUGUCAGUUCAAUCUGAACAGCCAACUUCUACUGAAAACAUGUCUGUUCGACCGUCCAUACAAGUGUGCAUCAUCGGGGCAGGGCUGGCGGGGCUUAGUGCUGCAGAAGCCCUGAUAUUACGCAGCAAGGAAUGUGAUGGAGUUGACAUCGGAGUGACUGUUUUAGAAGCGAUGGGUCGACCCGGUGGACGCGCUGUUACACUUAAAUUAGGUGAUAAGUUAGUAGAAGGUGGUGCCCAGUUUAUCCAUGGAUGUGAGGGCAACCCUGUGUACCACCGUGCCAGACAACACAAGCUGAAACUCAGCAAUUAUGACCCUCGCCAUUGCACCUACAACAUCAGCCAACGUAGUGGCAAACGGGUCCCGGAGAGCAUCUUCUCUGAGGUUGCUGAGAUAUACGAUGCGAUCCUCCUCAAGACCCAGGCUGGGAUGUACCGGGAGGAGCGCAAGGGGUGCGGGGAUAAGACCGUGGGAGAAUUCAUGAAGCGUUACUUUGAGAAGUACUUCGCAAGGUCGGCCGGUAGCCCCCAGGAGAAGGAGAUCAAGGCGAAUGUCUUCAGGCUUCAGGUGAUCAAUGAAUGUUGCUACAGCGCCUGUAACCACCUCAACGAUCUCAUGCUGCAGGACUUUGGGGAGUACAAGGAGAUCCUGGGCAAUGUCACGUUUGCUGAUGGUUACAACCAGUUUGUGGAGACAUUUCUGAAGAAUAUCCCUUCUGAGAGUUUGGUAUACAAUAAACCGGUGGAGCAGAUUACCUGGAGAAAUGUCAGGAAUGAUGAACUUGAAGGAAAAUCAAUGACCAUAACCUGUAAAGAUGGAGACCAGUUUGAGGCAGACUAUGUCAUUGUCACCACUUCACUGGGGUACCUCAAGGAACACGCUGUCACCAUGUUUAAUCCCCCACUUCCAACCCCCAAGCUGGACCUGAUCUCUCGGAUGGGGUUUGGUACUGCAGGGAAGAUCUGGCUGGAAUAUGAGACACCUUUCUGGUCAGAGAACUGGGGAGGGAUCUAUCUGGUGUGGGACGCCAAGCCCAGUGAUGUCAUGAUGGAUGAGUUCAAGGAGGAUGAAUGGUACAAGUACUUUUACACCAUUCAACGGAUUCCUGAUCGAUCCAAUCUCCUUAAGGUGUGGACAUUUGGUAAAUCAGCUGAAUACAUUGAGACGCUGGAUAAUGAUAUCAUAGCAAAGACAUUAACAGAUGUUCUGCGGGAGUUUCUGAAAAACCCUACCAUACCACUCCCAGUUCACGUCUACAAGACAGGGUGGUUCAACAAUCCCUAUGUCAGGGGGGCAUACUCCUAUGUUGCAGCUGGAUCCAGUGGUGCUGAUAUUGAUGCUUUAGCUGAACCCGUGUGCAUUCCUGGGAAGAAUGGCCUUGAUCGGCCUGCUAUCUGCUUUGCUGGAGAGGCAACCCAUCGUACCUUCUACUCCACUACCCAUGGUGCAAUGCUGUCCGGGCAGCGUGAGGCAGAGCGUAUUAUCAGCGAUGUCGAGCUCUGCGCUUCAUCCAAGCCUGUGAUGUAUGAUAAUGAUGAGAACAUACCUAAGAAAGUCUCCAUCGAUGUGAAUGAUAUGAUGGAAAACCUGGCUGCAUUUUGAAUUAUACCACAUUCUCGUCUUUCAGACCUUCUUACACAAAGCUUAGCGAUUGAUCAUACAGUUGGAUUGUAAGAUUGAUUGCAUAUGAUGAUCAAUGUAAUCAUUCUUGAUAAGAUUAAGCCCUAUAAUUAAUACUAAGUUUUGUGUCACAGGGUCUAUAUAUAGAUAGAAAGGACAUGUAUUCUAAUUUUUUUCAUUAACACAUUAACAGUAUUAAAGAUUAUAUAUGUUUGAUUUUUUUUAAGAAUAAUCUUGAAAGAUAUAAGAUGUAAAUAUAAUUG
Messenger RNA from Lytechinus variegatus (green sea urchin), 2082 nucleotides. Its product is annotated as peroxisomal N(1)-acetyl-spermine/spermidine oxidase-like. Gene Ontology annotation, molecular function: polyamine oxidase activity. The record is from RefSeq and is a predicted model, not a curated record. The transcript is spliced from 6 exons. Lineage: Eukaryota; Metazoa; Echinodermata; Echinoidea; Temnopleuroida; Toxopneustidae. Bases 167 to 1801 code for a protein of 544 amino acids.